Messenger RNA from Pungitius pungitius (ninespine stickleback), 1489 nucleotides. It is a transcript of the gene star, whose product is annotated as steroidogenic acute regulatory protein. Lineage: Eukaryota; Metazoa; Chordata; Actinopteri; Perciformes; Gasterosteidae. Gene Ontology annotation, cellular component: mitochondrion. The coding region runs from base 138 to 998 and encodes 286 amino acids. The transcript has 7 exons. Gene Ontology annotation, molecular function: cholesterol binding; cholesterol transfer activity. Gene Ontology annotation, biological process: steroid biosynthetic process; regulation of steroid biosynthetic process; intracellular cholesterol transport. The record is from RefSeq and is a predicted model, not a curated record.
CCCUCUCUGCAGCAAUCGACGCAGUCUGUUCACUUCUUUCAAGAUUUUUUUACCGCUCAGCCACAUUUUGAGCCUUUGUGAUUCACCUUCUUUUACACUUUUCUAGUUUUCCCGAAGCUGCAAACACACUCCUAAAAAUGCUGCCUGCAACCUUCAAGCUGUGUGCUGGCAUCUCGUAUCGGCACACAAGGAACAUGACAGGUUUAAGGAAGAAUGCCGUUGUGGCCAUUCACCAUGAGCUUAACAGACUGGCAGGUCCGGGCCCCAGUAGCUGGAUCCGCCAGGUCCGCCGACGAAGCUCCCUCCUCAGUUCUCGGAUUGAAGAAGAGGAAGGGUAUAACGAGGAGGAGAUGUCUUACCUGAAGCAAGGUGAGGAUGCCCUGCAGAAGGCCAUCAGCAUCCUCGGCGAACAAGACGGUUGGACCAUUGAAACCAUAGCCGCAAACGGUGACAAAGUCAUGAGUAAAGUGCUGCCUGACAUUGGGAAGGUGUUCAAGCUGGAGGUGAUGUUGGAGCAACACCCUGACACUCUUUAUAAGGAGUUGGUGGGAAAUAUGGAGCAGAUGGGGGAGUGGAACCCUAACGUCAAACAGGUUAAGAUCCUUCAAAAGAUCGGCCAGGACACGAUGGUUACCCACGAGGUCGCGGCAGAGACUCCCGGCAAUGUGGUGGGACCGAGGGACUUUGUCAGUGUCCGCUGUGCCAAGCGCCGGGGCUCCACCUGCUUCCUGGCAGGGAUGUCAACUCAGCACACCAACAUGCCCGAGCAGAGGGGCGUGGUGAGGGCGGAGAAUGGUCCAACCUGCAUAGUCAUGAAGCCAUGUCCCGAAGACCCAAAUAAAACCAAGUUCACCUGGUUGCUUAGCAUAGAUCUAAAGGGCUGGAUCCCAAAAACGAUCAUAAACAAAGUGCUCUCUCAGACGCAAGUGGACUUUGCCAACCACCUCAGGCAAAGGAUGGCUGCUAACGUUUCUGUGGAGGUGGCGCACGCCUGCUGACAAAAUCAGCUUGUCAGCUUAUAACUGCUGAGACGAUACGAAAAUCCAGAGUGUAUGAAAGAGAUCGGCUGAAGAUGAUGCUUGUCUGAGAGCGUAGAUAAAUCUGAGCGCAGACGUUGGUUUCAAUUGGCAAAUAUAUGUCUUUUCUUGCCCUUUUUAAUAGACUGAGAUUCUGUCGUGAGAUUCUGAUUUCUAGCACGUUCAUUCAUAUUCCUCCACUCUACAUUAGCAGCAAUAUUGAGUCCUAUUCCUUCUGGUAACACACCAGUUAUUGUUCCUCCCUCUGCCAUGAAGUUGCACUUUUAUUUCAAUGUUUUAUUUAUUGAUGCUGCCAGGAUGCAUUAUAUUUCAAUGACUACAAAGUGAACAAAUGAUUGCUAUGUCUUUGCUAUUUAUGUUUUUAUGCUUUUAUUAUGCUGCUGGAAAAGUGAUAUGGAGAAUGAUUACUCUGCCCUUUCCUGAAUAAAAGCUCAUAAAAAAUGCAAUGGUCA